Messenger RNA from Rana temporaria (common frog), 3160 nucleotides. It is a transcript of the gene USP16, whose product is annotated as ubiquitin specific peptidase 16. The coding region runs from base 243 to 2873 and encodes 876 amino acids. Gene Ontology annotation, biological process: protein deubiquitination. The transcript is spliced from 18 exons. Gene Ontology annotation, molecular function: cysteine-type deubiquitinase activity; zinc ion binding. NCBI's taxonomy places the organism in Eukaryota, Metazoa, Chordata, Amphibia, Anura, Ranidae. The record is from RefSeq and is a predicted model, not a curated record.
GGAUUGGUAAGGCUGUUUCUCUCUUUCCUUGCAUGCCUGAGUUCUGAGGGAGAGCUGAGGAGCCGGUAACGUGUGGUGUGGGUAGCAGGGAGCCGGGCGUAGGCGGAAAGACCGAGAGAGGGAGCCGGAGGAGUCCAAUCACCGUCUAUAUUACAGAAGACACGAGCAGGCACCGCCAGUGUCCGGUCAUUGCCAUAUGCUGGCUCUGGACUGACCUUUGCCGGAAGUGCUAAAUCAAUACCAUGGUAAAGAAGAAAGCACGGAACCUCCCAACACCCGAGCCGGUGAUUACAGAACCUGCAUGUAAGCACAUCCGGAAGGCCUUGGAGGAAGGAGCAGUGAAGAAGGCUCUGGUGAAUGUGGACUGGACGCUAUGUCAGGACUGCCAAGCCGAGACCAAGGAGAAGACCAAUAAUGAGGAAGAGGAGCAAACGGAAGCACAAGUGAUCUGGCUGUGUCUGAAAUGUGGACAUAGGGGAUGUGGCAGAUAUUCAGAACAUCAGCAUGCGCUAAACCACUACAACACACCAAGAUCGGAGCCGCACUGCCUAGUGCUCAGCAUGGGCGACUGGAAUGCAUGGUGCUACCUUUGUGAUGACGAGGUUCAGUACAGCAGCUCCGGGCGCUUGCGGCAGUUGGUGGACUUUAUCCAAAAAAAGUCAAAGACGAAUGUGAAGAUUUCAAACACAGUUCAGACUGGCCAAGAUGAUCAUCGGCCUGAAAACCAGCAGGAGAAUGAAGAAUCUCAGGUGGUAGAAGAUCCCAACAGGGGUGCAAAGAGUACCAAUGCAGCCAACACACAGAAUGACAACAAGGAGGUCACUGUGAGAGGGCUCAGCAACCUGGGGAACACAUGCUUCUUCAAUGCGGUGAUGCAGAAUUUGUCUCAGACACCAACACUGCGGGAGCUUCUGAAUGAAGUCAAACAUCCAGGGAAAACUGUAACUGUCCAAGUGCCUGAUGAGUGCCAAUCUACACCACGAGAAGUGACCCUGGAGCAGCAACCUGGACCCCUUACCUUGGCAAUGUGGCAAUUCCUUACUGAGAUGCAGGAGACUAAGAAAGGGGUUGUGACCCCUAAAGAGCUUUUCUCUCAGGUCUGUAAAAAAGCCAUUCGAUUCAAGGGGUACCAGCAGCAAGACAGCCAGGAGCUUCUCCGCUACCUUUUAGAUGGGAUGAGAGGAGAGGAGAUACAGAGGGUAACUUCAGCAAUUUCCAAGACAUUACAGGCUGCAUCAGAGAAGAUUGAGGAUGAGCAAGUUAAAAAGAUUGUCAGAGACUGUGAAAAAAGAAGAGCUAUCCCCAACUUUGUUGACUGCUUAUUUGGAGGAGAGCUGACAAGCACAAUAAUGUGUGAGACCUGCCACACGGUAUCUUUAGUUCAUGAGCCUUUUCUCGAUCUUUCACUUCCUGUCCUGGAUGACUCGCCUGCCAAAAAAAAUACUGCAAAAUCGGCAAAAGUGGUCUGUGAAAAAAAGAAUGAAGAAGAAAGCGAUGAUGACAGUUAUGUAAAAGAUAGGAAUGAUCAGCCUUCAGGGCCAAGUAAACACCUUCAGAAGAAAGCAAAAAAACAAGCCAAAAAACAAGCCAAGACUCAGCGGCGACAGCAGAAGAUAAAUGAUAAGACCGUGCUGCUGAUUGAUCCGAAUGUGAGUAAUAAUGAGGAUGAAGACUUUAUCCCUGACAAUAACAAUGUGCUGGAUAAUAACUGUGAGCAGCAAGAGGAUACCUCAACCAAUGGACUGUCUUCUGGUAUAACCAGUGAGGUAGAUAUGGAAAAGAAAGAAGAAGAUUUAGGACAUUUGGAAAACAAAGAAGCAUGCCAAAUGAACAUGGAAAAUAAUGCUGAGGCCGGCUCUAAAAUUCUGGAAAACCAAAAUAAUUCUGUGACAGAACAGGAAAUUAGUCAUGAUCUGAAUCGGAGAAGCCCACAUAAUUCUGAGCCUAGUCUGGAAAGUGAGGGUCAGCCCAGCAACAAAGUGACUGUGGUUCUGGAAAACGGAGACGUCAGUCAGGCUAACAUGGAUAGUGAUGAGGUGCAAGAGGAGAGGUCUGAGAGUCCUGAGACAGAACAGGAUUCAGUGGACGAGCAGCUAACAGAAAACCUAAAUCGGCUUAAUUUGAGUUCAGAUCUAGAAAGGCUAAAUCUGAGCUCAGAUGUUGAACUUAAUGACAUUGAGAUUCAAAUUAUAGAGGAAGUGCCCACCCCACAGAUCUAUGAAGUGGUGAAUGAAGACCCCAGAACUGCCUUUUGCACCCUCGCAGACCGCAAGGAGCUUCAGCUGGAUGAGUGGUCAGUCCUCAGUUGUCUCUAUCAGUUUACCCGCAAGGAGGACCUGGUGGGGAACAACCAACUACUGUGUAAUACGUGUACACAGAGACAGGCCAAGACAAUAAAACACCACAAUAAAGAGAAGAAGUUUGUUUACACCAACGCCAAGAAACAAAUGUUGGUUUCGGCUCCACCUCCUAUCCUGACCCUCCAUUUAAAGAGAUUUCAGCAGAAUGGUUUCAAUCUUCACAAGAUUAACAAACACAUCAAGUUCUCGGAAGUCAUUGACCUGGCUCCCUUCAGUACAGUAAAAUGCAAGAAUAUCUCUGACGGAGAGGACAGACUUCUGUACUCCUUGUAUGGAGUGAUUGAACACAGCGGGACCAUGCGUUCUGGACACUACACUGCCUAUGUAAAAUCGCGAACCCCAAACCCUCAUCUGUGCGACCUUGUACUUCGGGGAGAACUUCCUGAAGUGCCGAUUAAAGAGCCUACAAAGGGUCAUUGGUUCCACAUCAGCGACAGCCACGUACAAGCGGUACCACUAAACAAAGUGCUGACCUCACAGGCCUACCUCCUGUUUUAUGAGAGGAUACUGUAACACAUGCAGAUGGAUCUGCUAAAAUCUCUAUUGCCAAGGAAUAUUUAUUGUAUAAGUGCACCUGUCAUUUAAAACUGAACAGGAAUAAGACAGGGAAUGGCAGAGACACCAUGCUUUGUCUGUCGAAGUGACAGGGAGAAACCCGAAGGAUAAAGUAAAGUUGAACAGGUGACUCAUCUCCUUUUCACUCUUUUUUACACCCAGCCUCAGCACACUGUUACGAUUGUAUACAACAGGGUAGAUUUAGGACUUUAAAAAAAUAAAGGGAGUGUCUGAGCAAAAAAAUA